Molecule: messenger RNA, 2361 nt
Organism: Anthonomus grandis grandis
Lineage: Eukaryota; Metazoa; Arthropoda; Insecta; Coleoptera; Curculionidae
Gene: PAN3
Product: PAN2-PAN3 deadenylation complex subunit PAN3
Exons: 8
Coding region: 311-2143 (610 amino acids)
Biological process (GO): nuclear-transcribed mRNA poly(A) tail shortening; protein phosphorylation; mRNA processing
Cellular component (GO): PAN complex; P-body
Molecular function (GO): protein kinase activity; poly(A) binding; ATP binding
Source: RefSeq, a predicted model, not a curated record
UUAUUUAAAACAAUUGACCCAAUUGGUUCUGGAGAACCUUCCUGAAGCAUGGAAAAAUUAAUCGAACCUAAUUAAAGUCUAUGCAACAGUGGAGGUACUGUGUGCUGUCACAACGAAACACAGACAUUUAUAUAUAUGUAUGUAUGUCAGAUCAGGAUGGAAAAGUGAAAGAAAACAACAAAUGGGCAAUAAAGAAUCGAGAAAAGUGAAAAUCCAAGCCCUAAUUAGAUCCUAGCCGGUACGAGGAGCCGAUUUUCGAAGCAAAAAGUGCCCGAAUACAAGCGGAGCGGCCUAAUCGAGCCGUGGAAACAUGAAUUGGAUGCCGCAGAUCGCUCGUUCCCAUACGUUUUCACAGCUGGAGAGAACCAGUCACAUAACAGAAUUUGUCCCCAGAAUGAGCGGCUACUCCACGUCCCCCUCGUCGAGUUUCAGCCACAGUUCCUUCGUGUCGGUUUCCCCCUCGGCUUUUAACAGUUUGGCGAAAAAGUUUGAGGAACAAGAGCUCUCGGGGGGCGAGUCCACCCCCGUGAAUCACUCCCCCGCGCACUCCAGCUCCCCGAUACUCCAAGAGAAAUUGAAUGUCUCGAAUGGGCCCGUGGUGGUGCCCGCUUAUCACGAGAAUGUUGGCGGUACCACCUACUUUUUCCAGCAGUACCCUCAGGACUCCAACGGAGAAAGUAGUGAGGGUGUGCAACCGAUUGUGGGUUCCUCGAAUGAAUAUGUGCCGUUCGUGGCCAAAUCUGAGAUGUCUUACUUUGUUGCCGACGAUAUUAAGCAGGACGUGAUGAACAGGAGUAUGUUGAGUCUGUUGCAAGGGAAUUCUACGCUGAAUUCGGAUUUGCCUCAGGAGGUGGAGAGCUAUCAUGAGUUGUACCCUUUGGAACCUAUCUCGAAUCAAAAAAACCAUCAGGUACUGCACAAGGCCCACCUGGGCUACCAAACGUCCAUGUACAAAGCGACCCACGCGAAAACCGGGGUGCGUUACUGCCUGCGCAGGAUCCACGGCUUCCGUCUGCAAAACGCCAAAUUCAUGACGAUGGUCGAAACGUGGAAGAAACUGAACCAUCCGAAUAUCGUGCAGCUUAAAGAGGUCUUCACCACGAAGGCCUUCGGUGAUAAUUCCAUGGUGUUUGUAUAUAGUUAUUAUCCGGGUUCGGAGACCCUGAUGAACAAAUUCUUCUCCAACGACCAACCGGGUUACCUGGACCCGUUCGCCAGCGACAAAUCGACCCCGAUGCCGUACAGUUAUCAAAAGAACAACCUGCUACGGCACCAGCAGAUCAAUAAACUGUCGGAGGCCCUCAUUUGGAACUACGUCAUGCAGUUGGCCUCCGCCCUACGGUCGAUCCAUUCCAGUGGGUUGGCGUGUCGCAGUCUCGAUCCCACCAAGAUCAUUUUGACCUCGAAGAACAGGUUAAGACUGAGCUGUCUGGCUGUGAUGGACGUGGUGAUCCACGAGGGAACCUCGGUGAACCACGUGGCCCUGGUGCAACACUACCAGCAGCAGGAUCUCACCUCUCUGGGCAAACUGGUGCUCGCCCUCGCCUGUAAAUCAACGAUGGCUGUACAAAGGGACAAUAUGCCCAUAGCCUUGGAGAUGGUGCAGCGCAGCUACAGUCCCGAUCUACAUCACUUGAUCUCGACUUUGUUGAGUAAUUCGCGGAAAAGCGUUACGGAUCUGAUGCCGACCAUAGGGGCGCGGUUUUUCUCGCAACUGGACAAUCUGCACGGUCACAUCGACGCUUUGGACGGGGAAUUGGCCAAAGAGGUGCAAAACGAUCGACUUUUUAAGUUGAUGGCGAAACUGACGACGAUCAACGAACGGCCGGAGUUUAAUAUGGAGAGCACCUGGUCGGAAACCGGAGAUCGGUACAUGCUGAAGCUGUUCAGGGACUACGUGUUCCACCAGGUGACGGAGGAGGGUCAGCCCUGGAUCGACAUGGGGCACAUCAUCCAGUGCCUGAACAAACUGGACGCCGGGGCGCCCGAGAAAAUUUGUCUGAUGUCCAGGGACGAGCAGAGCGUCCUGGUGGUGACUUACGCGGAACUGAAACACUGUUUCGAGCAGUCGUUCCAGGAGUUGUGCGCGAACGGCGCCCCUUUGCAUCUACAUCACGAGCUCGACGACAACAGUAAAGUUUAAUUAAUUAAUUAAUUGAUUGAUCGUUAAUUAAUUAAUUUUUUUCUACUUUUAUUUUUUUGGUUGUGUGUAAAUAUUCGAAAACGCGGACCGUGCGAAGAGAGCGCGCGACGUUGGUCGAGAACGCGCCACGAGAUUCCAGUGUGUUUAAAUUAUUUAAAUAGAAUAUUUUUUGCAUAUAAGUUAUAUUUUCUUGAUAAAAAUAAAAAUUGUAAAAAAUU